AUGGCGCCGAGUAGACGGGAUUUACAGCUUACUCCUCUCUCCGGAGACACUGAUGCGGAGAUCGGCGCCAUGGAGGAAGUCCGUCUCCUCGAUUCCUACGACCACGACAACGAUGAUUCUCUUAGUAAGAUCGAGGAAGGAGGAGCAAACAAUCUUCGGACGAUUCAGGUCGGAGUAACCGGUAUGACUUGCGCCGCUUGUUCUAAUUCCGUCGAAGGUGCUUUGAUGAGCGUUAACGGUGUCUUCAAAGCCUCCGUCGCUUUAUUACAGAACAGAGCCGAUGUCCUUUUUGACCCCAUCUUAGUCAAGGAAGAGGAUAUUAAAGAGGCGAUAGAGGAUGCUGGAUUCGAGGCUGAGAUUUUGUCUGAGCCUGUUACUUCUGGGACAAAGACACAACACGCUACUUUGGUGGGUCAGUUUACAAUUGGAGGCAUGACGUGUGCAGCUUGUGUUAACUCUGUUGAAGGUAUUCUAAGAGAUCUCCCUGGAGUGAAGCGAGCUGUUGUGGCUUUAGCUACUUCCUUAGGUGAAGUUGAGUAUGAUCCUAAUGUGAUUAGUAAAGAUGAGAUUGUGACUGCGAUUGAAGAUGCUGGGUUUGAGGGUUCGCUUGUGCAGAGUAAUCAGCAGGAUAAGUUGCUUUUGAGGGUUGAUGGUGUGAUGAAUGAGCUUGAUGCUCAGGUUCUUGAAGGUAUACUUACUAGGUUGAAUGGGGUUAGACAGUUUCGUCUUGACCGGAUAACGGGAGAGCUUGAGGUUGUGUUUGAUCCUGAAGUUGUGAGCUCGAGGUCGUUGGUUGAUGGGAUUGAAGGAGAAGGGUAUGGGAAGUUUAAGUUGCGUGUUAUGAGUCCUUACGAGAGGUUGACUUCUAAAGAUACUGGAGAGGCCUCGUUUAUGUUUCGUCGUUUUAUCUCAAGUCUUUCUCUUAGUAUUCCACUCUUCUUUAUUCAAGUGAUCUGUCCCCACAUUGCUCUUUUUGAUACCGUACUGGUGUGGAGAUGUGGUCCCUUCAUGGUCGGUGAUUGUUUGAAAUGGGCCUUGGUAAGUGUUAUUCAGUUUGUUAUUGGCAAGCGUUUCUAUGUUGCCGCAUGGAGAGCUCUUCGAAAUGGUUCAACUAACAUGGAUGUGCUGGUCGCUCUGGGCACGUCUGCGUCUUACUUCUACUCUGUUGGGGCUCUUUUGUAUGGAGCAGUCACUGGGUUUUGGUCACCAACUUACUUUGAUGCAAGCGCUAUGUUGAUAACAUUUGUCUUGCUGGGAAAAUAUUUGGAAUCUCUUGCGAAGGGGAAAACCUCAGAUGCUAUGAAGAAACUAGUACAACUUACUCCAGCAACAGCGAUACUAAUCGAAGGCAAAGGAGAAAGAGAGAUAGAUGCAUUACUGAUCCAUCCUGGUGAUUCAUUAAAAGUUCUACCUGGUGGAAAGAUCCCUGCAGAUGGUGUUGUGGUGUGGGGUUCAAGUUACGUCAAUGAAAGUAUGGUGACUGGUGAAUCAGUUCCUGUAUCUAAAGAGGUUGACUCACCCGUGAUCGGUGGUACUAUUAAUAUGCAUGGUGUUCUUCACAUCAAAGCUACAAAAGUGGGAUCUGAUGCAGUUCUGAGCCAGAUUAUUAGUUUGGUGGAGACAGCCCAAAUGUCCAAAGCUCCUAUCCAGAAAUUUGCAGACUAUGUUGCAAGUAUUUUUGUUCCGGUAGUGAUCACUUUGGCAUUGUUCACUCUAGUAGGCUGGUCAAUUGGUGGAGCUGUUGGAGCUUACCCAGACGAAUGGCUGCCCCAAAACGGAACUCACUUUGUUUUCUCGCUUAUGUUCUCAAUAUCCGUUGUGGUAAUUGCUUGCCCUUGUGCGCUUGGCUUGGCAACACCGACCGCUGUCAUGGUUGCAACAGGAGUUGGAGCCACCAAUGGUGUUUUGAUCAAAGGAGGAGAUGCAUUGGAGAAAGCUCACAAAGUGAAAUAUGUAAUCUUCGACAAAACAGGCACCUUAACUCAAGGGAAAGCUACCGUGACAACCGCAAAAGUUUUCUCAGAGAUGGACCGUGGAGAGUUCCUAAUACUUGUCGCUUCCGCUGAGGCUAGCAGUGAACACCCAUUGGCAAAAGCUAUAGUUGAGUACGCUAGGCAUUUCCAUUUCUUCGAUGAAUCUGCCGAGGACGGUGAAACAAAUAACAAAGUUUCUCAAAACGCUGGAUGGUUACUCGAUACUUCGGACUUCUCUGCUCUUCCAGGGAAAGGCAUUCAGUGCUUAGUCAACAACAAGCUGAUUCUGGUUGGAAACCGUAAACUUAUGUCAGAAAACUCCAUAACCAUCCCAGACCAUGUAGAGAAAUUUGUAGAAGAGCUUGAAGAAAGCGCAAAGACAGGAGUCAUUGUAGCCUAUAACGGUGAAUUAGUAGGUGUGAUGGGAGUUGCUGAUCCGCUAAAGCGAGAAGCUGCUGUAGUCGUGGAAGGUCUCCUUAGAAUGGGUGUUAGACCCAUAAUGGUUACUGGUGAUAACUGGAGAACAGCAAGAGCAGUCGCCAAAGAGGUUGGUAUCGAAGACGUCAGAGCUGAAGUCAUGCCUGCAGGAAAAGCUGACGUGAUCCGUUCACUGCAAAAAGACGGAAGCACAGUGGCCAUGGUUGGAGAUGGAAUCAAUGACUCGCCAGCUCUAGCAGCUGCUGACGUGGGAAUGGCCAUUGGUGCAGGGACUGAUGUAGCAAUAGAAGCAGCUGAUUACGUUCUGAUGAGAAACAACUUAGAAGAUGUUAUUACAGCCAUUGAUCUCUCUCGCAAAACCUUAACAAGAAUCAGGUUAAACUACGUUUUCGCCAUGGCUUACAACGUAGUGUCGAUACCGAUAGCAGCAGGAGUGUUCUUCCCGAUCCUGAGGGUGCAACUGCCGCCGUGGGCCGCUGGAGCGUGUAUGGCACUCUCAUCGGUGAGUGUUGUUUGCUCUUCUUUGCUUCUUAGAAGAUACAAGAAGCCGAGACUUACCACUAUUUUGGAAAUCACCAAGGAGUAA
Molecule: messenger RNA, 2997 nt
Organism: Eruca vesicaria subsp. sativa (arugula)
Lineage: Eukaryota; Viridiplantae; Streptophyta; Magnoliopsida; Brassicales; Brassicaceae
Source: the annotation of a GenBank genome assembly